Ochotona princeps (American pika) is the source of this 757-nucleotide messenger RNA. It is a transcript of the gene FGF22, whose product is annotated as fibroblast growth factor 22. Gene Ontology annotation, molecular function: fibroblast growth factor receptor binding; growth factor activity. The record is from RefSeq and is a predicted model, not a curated record. Lineage: Eukaryota; Metazoa; Chordata; Mammalia; Lagomorpha; Ochotonidae. Bases 20 to 532 code for a protein of 170 amino acids. The transcript has 3 exons. Gene Ontology annotation, cellular component: cytoplasm. Gene Ontology annotation, biological process: cell differentiation; positive regulation of gene expression; positive regulation of cell population proliferation.
GCGCGGUGCGCGCGCGGCCAUGCGCCGCAGCCUGUGGCUGGCUGUGGUCUGGCUGCUCUGGGUACAGGUUCUCAGCGCCACAGGGGCCCCGAGCGCAUCCCGGAGGCCACGCAGCUACCCACACCUGGAAGGCGAUGUGCGCUGGCGGCGCCUCUUCUCGUCCACACACUUUUUCUUGCGCGUGGACCACCAAGGACGCGUGCAGGGUACCCGCUGGCACCAUGGACAGGAAAGUGUGGUGGAGAUGCGCUCCGUCCGCGUGGGUGUCGUGGUCAUCAAGGCCGUUCAUUCCGGGUUCUACGUGGCCAUGAGCCCCCAGGGCCGCCUCUACGGGUCGCGGUUCUACACGGUGGACUGCAGGUUCCGGGAACGCAUCGAGGAGAAUGGUUACAACACGUACGCCUCGCUCCGCUGGCGCCACCAUGGCCGGCCCAUGUUCCUGGCUCUGGACGGCCGCGGAGCCCCUCGACGAGGGCCCCGCACGCGGAGGCGCCACCUGUCCACCCACUUCUUGCCCGUGCUGGUCUCCUGAGGCCCCUCCGGUCUCCACCAGCCACGAACCAGGCCCACCCCCGGCCCAGUGCGGCCCUGAGGGCGUCCCGAGAAGCACAGGGCCAGCUCCAAGGACACACACCCUGCGCUGGAGGGGACCCCGCCGCCUGUCCCACUCGGGGUCUUGGAGCGCCCCUGCCGUGGGGUGCCCUCUCCCGGCAUGGCACUUGGCACACAGCCUGUGCCAACAGGACUCUACAUGCAG